AUGCCCGGUGCAGAAUCUAUCAUCCAACUCAGGUGUAAAUGCAAGAAUGAUCCCUGGGGUAGAAAGGGCCACCACUCCCUGGCCGCCCGACUAGCGUCCAACACUCCCGGGACGGACUUUAAGAUUGACGAAAAUCAGUAUUACUCUGAGAUGUGGAUGGGAACGUAUCCCAGCGUGCUGUCCUACGUGCUCUCUACCGGGGAGCCGCUCGGGGAUUUUCUGAAGAAGAAUCCGGAUCUGCUUGGCAAGUCCGUUGUGGACAAGUUUGGGCCUGAUUUACCAUUCCUACCCAAGAUCCUUUCCAUGGACAAAGCCCUCCCGCUGCAGAUCCACCCCGAUCGAGAGCUGGCCAAGAAGCUGCACGAGAAAGACCCGCAGAAAUUCACCGACACCAACCACAAGCCCGAGAUUGCGGUGGCGCUGUCCAAGUUCGAGCUCUUCGCGGGAUGGAAGCCGCUGAACGACCUGACCCUGCUGUUCCAGCUGAAGCCGCUGCAGCGCUUCAUGCCUGGGCCGACCAAUUUCAACGACGAGACGCUCAAGCGCGUGGCCCAGAACCUGCUCGAGGCGCCCGACAAUGUCGUCGCGGAGACGGUGAACGCGCUCAUCGAGAUGCCCGAGUCGGCCUUUGGCAAGUACCCCUACAUCCCGAGCAUGCUGGAUCGGGUGCGGCGGCAGUACUCGGACGUUGACAACGGCAACCUCGUCGCGGUGGUGUGCAUGAACUACAUGACACUGAACCCGGGCGACUCGGUGUACGUGCCUGCGGACGGGAUCCACGCGUACCUGUCCGGGGACAUUGUCGAGUGCAUGGCGCGGUCGGACAACGUGCUCAACACGGGGUUCUGUCCGCGGGCGGAGCGCGACAACGUGGCGCUGUUCACCGAGGCGCUGAGUUUCUGGCCGCACGCCCCGGACGAGGCGCUGCUGGGCCGACACCCGAGCGACAAGGCGGAGAAGGGCAAGACGGUCGAGUACGCGCCGCCCAUCAGCGAGUUCCACGUGCUGGCCACACAUCUGGGCGCGGAGGAGAAGGAGGUCAUCAAGCCGAUCAACGGGCCCAGCAUCAUGGUCGUCACGAGCGGCGACGGCCGCAUGCACGCGGGCGGCAAGACGAUCGAGCUGAAGGAGGGCUAUGUGUUUUUUGUCGGGCAGGGCGUGGGCAUCGAGUUUGAGUCGCCUGUCAAUGGCAUGGCGAUUUAUCGGGCAGAUGAAUUUGUCAGCUGUAGAGAAAAUGAAGUCUUCAUGCCUGUUCAGUUUACUUGA
Messenger RNA from Rasamsonia emersonii CBS 393.64, 1266 nucleotides. RefSeq names its product Mannose-6-phosphate isomerase. The coding region runs from base 1 to 1266 and encodes 421 amino acids. The transcript is spliced from 5 exons. Gene Ontology annotation, cellular component: cytosol. The record is from RefSeq and is a predicted model, not a curated record. Lineage: Eukaryota; Fungi; Ascomycota; Eurotiomycetes; Eurotiales; Trichocomaceae. Gene Ontology annotation, molecular function: zinc ion binding; mannose-6-phosphate isomerase activity. Gene Ontology annotation, biological process: GDP-mannose biosynthetic process; carbohydrate metabolic process.